AUGAGUGAAUCAGCUGAGAACCCGAGUCCGCUUCCUCGCCGGACCCGCGUCGCCUGCAAAGCCUGCCACGCCCGGCGGGUGAAAUGCGAUGCCGGCGACGGGCAGCCGUGCUGGCAUUGCCGGACCCGUAACACGACUUGCGAGCUGAUAGAAUCGAGACGCGGCAAAUAUACGCGACAGAGUCGUGGUCAGCCAAAGGACCGUCGUGUUUCUCGUCGGCUCCGAGAAACCCGAGAGCCGUCAACCGAUGUGGUCCAAUCUUCCCCUGACAUUGCUCUCAACACGCCAAACAGCAUCUCCAGCCCAAAUGGCCAGGACGCGCCACAACCUCAAGAUGAAGACACCAGCGCCGGUUUCCCACAGCCCAAUGUCUCUCAGCAAACCCAAACCCAAACAAAUGCCCGAUCAUAUUGUCUUGGUGACUCCAACAGUUUAUCCUACAUCAUCGAAAUGAUAUGCAGUCCAAGGGGUGGAGUCGCCGAGCCUGUCAAGGUGCACUACCCUAUUCCCGCCUCCAUCGCCGACCGUGCAGUUCUUCCAAACAGGCCACAAGUAGAGGUCACCAGCUUACAGGAUGCUCUCAUAAUGCCGCCGCGAAAUAUAUCUGAUCGAUUGAUUUCUUCAUUUUUCAACAUAAUGCAUCCAGCAUUUCCAGUCGUAAAUCGGCGCGUCUUUAUCGAGCAAUACAAACUCGGACAAGCAUCUCCUCUCCUGCUUCAGGCCGUCUUCCUCAUCGCCGUCACCCUCUGCGACGACAAUCUGAUCCAAGAUGCGGGAUUUUUAGACCGUGCGACUGCAAGAAAGACAUAUUAUCUCCGCGCAAAGACUUUAUAUGAUGUUGAUCAUGAGACGGAUCGUAGUAAUAUCGCUUCCGCGCUGUCACUCAUGGGGUUUUGGUGGAAUGGACCAGAUGAUCAAAAGGAUUCGUGGUAUUGCAUGGCCCGCUCUGAACUGAGUCAAGAGACGCGAUCGCUCUGGAGGCGGAUAUGGUGGUCCAUCUACUCUCGAGAUAGACACACCGCGGCUUGUCUAGGGCGGCCAUGCCGUAUUAGAGAUGAAGACUGCGAUAUUGAGCUUCUCACUGAAGACGACCUCCGCUUUGACGAAUGCUACGAUGAGGAGCUUAUACCUUCCCAAAAAGACCACCACAUUUCCUAUUUCAUCGAGAUGAGUAACUUGGCAGUAAUACUCGGCGACAUCGUCAUCGGCGAAUUCAGCCCUCGCCGUCCAGCAUUGGAAUGCUACAAAGCCAAGAAUCUCGUCGAAAGACUCGAGCAGUGGCACUCUAAGCUACCAGAAUGUCUCCGAGAAAUGCCUCCUGAUGAGUCCUUGGGCGCAUCAUUCUGGGCUAGUAACCUGCAAAUGGCGUAUCAAAACUAUUACAUCCUUCUCUUUCGCCCCAAAGUAAUUGAGAACCUGUCGCCAGAAGAGACUGAGAGAGACGUUCGGGCGCGGAUGGCAGCUGACUCCAUCACUCGCAUGGCUGAGGACAUGCUGGCCUCUGGUACCAUCCGAUAUGGGCAAAUGCAUCUUGUUCCCGCCGUGUUCGGAGCGCUCUCAAUUCACACAAUCGUCAUCUGCCGAAAGGACCCAAUACGCAGACAAUUAGCAGGCAACAAGUCAAGGCAGUGUAUCCUUGCAUUAAGUGAAUUAGCAAAGCCAUGGCCAGUGGGACUCUGGAUCAUGAGGUUCUUUGUCAAUCUCUUCAGGAGACUCACAGGACAGGACUCAGCCGUUCCCGGAGGGGCAAUAGUCAACGUCACCUCUCGAAUUGGGAACAGCGAUGUUGAUUCCCGAGGAAGUCAGCCCACCGACAACGUACCCAUCCCCACCAGAAGCGAGGGAACCGAGCCAGCAAUACCGGCGGUGGCCAACAACAGGGCGCAAUCUCAAGAUCAGCAUGCAGUCGAUUUCAUGCCGCAAGUUUCUGAUCCGCUAGGCUAUGACUCUUUUUGGGCUGGAUGUCUUGAUAACUCGAUCGACGUUGACUUGCUUUUACAGCAUGGACUCGGUCCCUUGCUUCCUGCGCCUUUUGGAGUUGCACCCCCAGAUACAAUGGGCUUGUAG
Messenger RNA from Fusarium vanettenii 77-13-4, 2067 nucleotides. RefSeq lists its product as uncharacterized. The record is from RefSeq and is a predicted model, not a curated record. The transcript has 7 exons. Gene Ontology annotation, biological process: regulation of DNA-templated transcription; DNA-templated transcription. The coding region runs from base 1 to 2067 and encodes 688 amino acids. Gene Ontology annotation, molecular function: zinc ion binding; DNA binding; DNA-binding transcription factor activity, RNA polymerase II-specific. Lineage: Eukaryota; Fungi; Ascomycota; Sordariomycetes; Hypocreales; Nectriaceae.